Molecule: messenger RNA, 1260 nt
Organism: Venustampulla echinocandica
Lineage: Eukaryota; Fungi; Ascomycota; Leotiomycetes; Helotiales; Pleuroascaceae
Product: PLP-dependent transferase
Exons: 1
Coding region: 1-1260 (419 amino acids)
Biological process (GO): transsulfuration
Cellular component (GO): cytoplasm
Molecular function (GO): cystathionine gamma-lyase activity; pyridoxal phosphate binding
Source: RefSeq, a predicted model, not a curated record
AUGACAUUUACCGAUCACCCCAUUGAGACUCCUCCACGGGCUCCCUCUCCAGUCCACCGUUUUGGCACUCUCGCUGUUCAUGCCGGAGCCCCUCACGAUCCUUCUACAGGCGCUGUUAUCGAGCCCAUCUCCCUCAGUACCACAUUCGCCCAAACCAGUGUCGGCAAGCCCGUCGGCAUAUACGAGUACAGCCGGUCCUCAAACCCCAACCGCGACAACUUCGAGACUGCCGUCGCAGCGAUUGAGAAUGCCAAAUACGCCCUGGCAUUCGCCUCCGGCUCGGCGACCACCGCUAUCAUCCUGCAAAGCCUGGCAGCGGGGAGCCAUGUCAUCAGCGUGAGCGACGUGUAUGGAGGAACACAUAGAUACUUCACCCAGGUGGCGAAGGCGCACGGGGUGAAGGUCACAUUCACGCCCGAGAUCGAGGUCGAUAUUCGAGAUCAUAUUACGUCGGAGACGAAGUUGAUAUGGAUUGAGACCCCCUCCAACCCGACUCUGCGGCUGGUGGAUAUCAGGGCUGUCGCGUCGCAGGCCCAUGAGCAUGGCAUUAAGGUUGUGGUCGACAAUACAUUCCUGAGCCCAUAUGUGCAGAACCCUCUCGACCAUGGCGCGGAUAUCGUGGUGCACUCAGUUACCAAGUACAUCAAUGGCCACUCGGAUGUCGUUAUGGGCGUUGCGGCUUUCAACUCGGACGAGAUGAAGCAGAGAUUGGGGUUCUUGCAAAAUGCAAUUGGCGCAGUGCCCUCUGCAUUCGAUAGCUGGCUCGCGCAUAGAGGUUUGAAGACGCUGCACCUGAGAGCGCGAGAGGCAACCGUCAAUGCGACAGCUGUAGCCCACGCCCUCGAAGCCUCUCCACAUGUCAUCUCCGUCAACUAUCCCGGUAUCGACUCGCACCCUCAUCGCGCAAUCGCCAUCAAGCAACACCGAAACGGCAUGGGCGGUGGUAUGCUUUCAUUCCGAAUCAAAGGUGGCCAUGCUGCCGCCGAGCGGUUCUGUCAAUCCACCUCCCUCUUCACCCUAGCCGAAAGUCUAGGAGGAAUCGAGAGUCUGAUUGAAGUGCCCAGCAGCAUGACGCAUUCUGGUAUUCCGAAAGAGGACCGCGAGGCCGUGGGUGUCUUUGAUGAUUUAGUAAGAGUUAGCUGCGGCAUUGAGGACGCAGAGGAUUUGAAGGCGGAUGUGCUGCAGGCGCUGGAGAAGGCCGUCGUUCUGCCCAAGAUCACUAAUGGCUUGAACGGAGUAAACGGACAGGCGACGCUUUAA